Heterobasidion irregulare TC 32-1 is the source of this 1618-nucleotide messenger RNA. RefSeq lists its product as uncharacterized. Gene Ontology annotation, biological process: proteasome-mediated ubiquitin-dependent protein catabolic process. The record is from RefSeq and is a predicted model, not a curated record. Gene Ontology annotation, molecular function: protein binding. Gene Ontology annotation, cellular component: Cul4-RING E3 ubiquitin ligase complex. The transcript is spliced from 11 exons. Bases 23 to 1513 code for a protein of 496 amino acids. NCBI's taxonomy places the organism in Eukaryota, Fungi, Basidiomycota, Agaricomycetes, Russulales, Bondarzewiaceae.
GAAGGCGGGAGUGGAACUCUUGAUGAGCGGAGAAUUUGGGCGUGUUCAGCGAAAGAUAGACACUCAAAGAAAAAGAGACAACGUCGCCAAAGCAUUGCUCGCGAGGCGGAGCAGAUUGCGAAGGACCUAUCGCGAAGACAUCACAAGUACUCUUGUUCCUAACACCAACGGAACCGUUGUCGCUUCUUAUGAUCACAAUAUUUAUUCUGGCCAGUUCUCUAACGAUUCAAUGUUCUAUUACACAUGCUGUCAAGAUUUUCGUUUGCAUGUAUACGACACCACUGCUCCUCCAAUCAAACCUCCACCCCGUUCUGCCCCACUUCGAGGACGCCAUGGGUUUGUCCCCCCUGAACAUGAAACAACGAUGAAAGUGAUCAAAACUAUCGACGGACAUCCUGGUCGUUGGACCAUCACCGAUUCUCAUCUCAGCCCUGACAACGAGAGGAUCAUCUAUUCGUCCAUUACGCCAACGGUGUAUAUGACUACCACGACCGACUCUUCAACGGUCCAGACGCCCAUACGUCUUUCAGACAGAGACAGGCAGCGGUGGGGUGAGGAGAGCUUUGGUAUUUACAGCUGCCGGUUCUCCGCAGACGGUAACGAAGUGAUUGCGGGGGGUAGCGGGAUGAUCUUCGUCUAUGAUUUACUGGCGGAUCGUCGCACAGUUAAAAUCAACGCGCAUGCCGAUGACGUGAACAGUUGCUGCUGGGCCGACACUGCGUCAGGCAACGUCUUAAUCAGCGCUUCAGACGAUACGUUCUUGAAAGUCUGGGAUCGGCGGUCAUUGGGGACCUCCAAGCGGCCCUCCGGCGUGUUGAUUGGACAUACGGAAGGCAUUACCAACGUUUCCGCAAAGGGCGAUGGGCGUUAUAUCAUUUCCAACGGCAAAGACCAAGCCCUUCGGUUGUGGGACUUGCGCAAGAUGUGCACGAACGAAGAAUACGAAAACGUGCGCCAUGUGACAUAUGGCAUACCCGGCUAUGAUUAUCGUUAUAGACAUUAUCCGAAGCCCAAGGUGCUCGCCCAUCCUAAGGACUGCAGCGUCAUGACAUACCGAGGGCACACCGUUCUGUCGACCCUCAUCCGGUGUCACUUCAGUCCAGCCGAGACGACAGGCGGGCAAUACUUGUAUUCUGGAUCAGCAGACGGCAGAAUUCAUAUCUGGUCCUUGGAUGGGCGCGUUGUACAGGUUCUUGACCGUUCACGCACUCUACCUAUAACUUUCGAUCCCUCGGCACCGGAACCGGAUCAGACUUCUGGUACCCGUGCUGAAGUAUGUGUGCGCGACGUGAGCUGGCAUUCGAGGGAGCCUGUCAUCCUUAGUGCUGGGUGGGAGAGUGGCACCAUGGGAAGCAGAAGCAGCGUCGCGCGGCACGAAUGGAAGGGACUCACGAAGAUGGCGCCGGGUAGGCUUGAGGACUAUCUAGAGCGACAGAGGCUCCAGAGUGGCGAAGUGCCUCAGUUGCAGAGGAUGCGGAUCCCAGGCUCCUUUGAUGAGCAAGACGAGGUGUAGAUGAAUUGGGGUGGUUACUUAUUUCUUGUUGUGCUUGAAUCUGCUGUUGUGUUUGAACUUGUGUACUUUGUUCACUGCUUGUCGCUGCUAUUUGUACGUUCACUC